UCCCUCUGGUCCCUUUUUUAUAUUUCCAGGCUUGCAUUUCUCUCUCCUUCCUUGCAACAAAAAAACUCAGAGAGAGAGACUGGCUCAGCCAGUUUGCAAAAAGCAAAAAAGAAAGCGUGUCAGUUUCCGAAGAAGCCUGUCAUGUCAAUUUCACUUGGCCCAGAAACCAAAGCAGGCUUUCCCCUCCGGAGUGUGGGGCCGCUGCACCUUUAAGAGAAGGGAGGGACCCCUUUCUCUCUUUUUUUUUUACCCUGGGAGCAACCAGGAAGGGAGUUCACGGCAUCAUACGGGGCUUUGCAUCUACUGUUAACAGUAGGGGCAGGAACAGCGGAGAGAGAGAGAGAGACCAGAGAGGGAGGAAGGGAGGACCGGCUGGUAGAGCUGCUCAGGAAUUGACUCCAAACUCCAGGCGACCCCCUCCACUCUCUCCUCCUGGCUCCCACACGUUCAGGACCAACAAGCCCUCUGGUGUCAGCAUGGAGGGCGGCGUAGACGGCCCCAUCGGGAUCCCGUUCCCCGACCACAGCAGCGACAUCUUGAGCAGCCUGAACGAGCAGAGGAACAACGGGCUGCUCUGUGACGUGGUGAUCCUGGUGGAGGGGCAGGAGUUCCCCACCCACCGCUCGGUCUUGGCGGCCUGCAGCCAGUACUUCAAGAAGCUGUUCACCUCGGGGCUCGUGGUGGACCAGCAGAACGUGUACGAGAUAGACUUUGUGAGCGCGGAUGCCCUUUCGUCUCUGCUGGAGUUCGCCUACACCGCCACCCUUACCGUCAGCACAUCAAACGUCAGUGAGAUCCUCAACGCCGCCAAGCUGCUAGAGAUCCAGGUGGUAAGGGACGUUUGCACGGAUCUCCUGGACAGGAAGAUUCUGGCCAAGCAUGACCAGAUGGAUACAGUAGAUCAAAUUGAUCAGAGGAACCAUCUCAGAGCAAAGGAGUACCUGGAGUUUUUCCAGAGCAACCCCAUCAACGGCCAACAGGGCACUUACCCAUGGACCAACCCAGACUUGAGAGACCUUCAGAGGCUCAGCUUCCGUGGCCAAGAGGAAGAGGACGAGCCAGACUGCAACGGCAUGGACUUCUACUCCCAGGCCGCCCUCAGUGACAGACCAAAGGCGAACGACUGUGACCCCGACAGCAACCACGCCAUGUGGCUAGACCGGGAGGAGGAGGAGGAGGCGUCGGUGGCCGCCCGAGGACCUUUGUUCCCCGCCUCCCAGAACGGACGAUUUGGCGGGCGCAAACUGCAAGCCACCGCAGGAGAUGACGAGGUGCCGGCGGGGGCUCAGCUGGACCAGCGAGAGGUUGGGGGCUCCCCCGCCUUCAUUCCCGGGGGAGGGGAGGGCGAGGAGGCAGACGCCCGAGAGGUGGACGGCCUGGCAGCCAGCGCCCUCCUACAACAGAUGAUCAAUUCCGUGGGCCGGCAGCAGCUGGCCGAAGAGGACCGCAAGGACGACGAGGGGGUCGUGGAUUAUUACUUGAAAUACUUUAGCACUUCCCAAGAGGGCGGCGAAUACCCGUCCUGGUCCCACAAGGUGGAGAAGAAAAUCAGAGCGAAAGCAUUCCAAAAGUGCCCCAUUUGCGAGAAGGUGAUCCAGGGGGCAGGCAAGCUCCCACGGCACAUCCGGACCCACACAGGCGAGAAGCCCUAUGAAUGUAACAUUUGCAAAGUUCGGUUUACGAGGCAGGACAAGCUGAAGGUCCACAUGAGGAAGCAUACUGGUGAGAAGCCCUACCUGUGCCAGCAGUGUGGGGCGGCCUUCGCCCACAACUACGACCUGAAAAACCACAUGCGUGUCCACACGGGCCUGCGCCCCUACCAGUGCGAGAGCUGUUUCAAGACUUUCGUCCGCUCCGACCACUUGCACCGACACCUUAAGAAAGACGGCUGCAACGGGAUCCCUUCCAGAAGGGGGCGUAAGCCGCGGGCAAGAGAUGUGGCCAUCGCCCCUGCCCCGGCCACGAAUCCCGACGACGGGAGCCUUGCGGAGGGCGAGGUGAAGCAAGAGCCAGAGGAGGCUGCACCGCCACAGGACGUCCCGGAAGAGCACUUUGAAGAUAGUUUGAGCGCCAAAGCAGCGCUGGGGAGUUUGAAUGUAGCAAGUGGUUCCUUUGAGGUUAAAACGGAAGAACUCUCCUAAAACCAAAAAAAAAAAGAAAACGGGGAAAAAAGAGGUGUCACAAAAUCUAGUUAUAACUUUCCUCCAGUUCCUCUUUUAAAAUAUGAUUUCUUCGCCCGUUUUGGGGGGGGGGGAAUUAGCCUUAUAAGUCUGUCAGAUAUCUCUGUUUGUGAUCUUCCCCUUAAGAGUUGGUUUAUCGUACCCUCAUUGAUUUUAAAGUUUUCCCCUCUCCUUUUAGAAAGCGAGGAAAGGUUUUGAAGGGGGGAGGGAGGUCUAUAAACCUUGAAAUGACGCUUCCAGAGUUUUAGUUUGUUGAAUGUUUUAAAAUUAUACAUAUAUAUUAUAUUGGAGAUUUUAUCUAUUUUUAGCGAGUAUAAUGUUCCAAAGGAACCAAAGUAGGAAGAUAAUUUUGUUGGCUGGGUUUAGAAAUCCAGGAAAUUGUGUGUGUGUGGGGGGUCUUUCCUACCUUCCUCUUCCCCCUUCACAUCCACCCCACCCCAAUCCUGAAGGUGCUCAUUUAAUUUAUAAAAUUCAGUUUUAUAUUAUGUAACUUUUCCCAAGGCUGGUUUGAGGGUUUUUUUGAAAAGGUGUCCGGUGAAUGAGCCAAUCUGACGGGUCACUUUCUGGGGUCCCAGCAGUCUCCAUAGGCAAACCAGUCGCCUGAAUUCUUUCGGCUGCUGACUCCCCAUGAGAGUUUUAGAAGACCGGGAUAGGGUUCACGUUACCCUUGCAAGAUUUUGGGGCGCGGAGGACGCAGUCCAUCCCUCAAAUCAACAGAGCAGAUGUCCAUGUUGCAAAUUUAGCCCCGUUCAGUAAUGACAAUAAAAAAUAGUAUGCCAAGUGCACGGAUUGUUGUGAAUCCGUUCCGUUUUUUCUGCUGUUGUCAGUGAGCCCCAACUUCGGGUCCUAAAGGGGAGGAGCAAGGAGCAUUUUGACAGCAACUCUCAUCCAAACUUUUAGCACCUAACGUUGCCACAGGUGUGUCCCACUCCAAUGGCGUCAAGCUGGUUUACAUUAAAUGUGUCCUGCUGGCGUCUAGGAGAUUGGAUAGGGUUGCGCUGUUGCAAUAGAGCCUCCCAGCCCUUCCCUUGUGAAUGCACUCCGUAAAACGGCUUACUCCAGAGAAAUGCUGCUGAGAGUCCAGAGUUUCUCCAACACGGGCUGCUUUGAGAACUCCCGUUCAAAGGCCCCAUCCCCUAGGCUCACCCAUUUCCAAUGGGGCUCCCCCUUCCUCUGCUCAAUUGGUUAGGGUUAGGGUUCCGUUAAAAGUCUCUCCUCCUUCCUGGCAGCAAGACAGGGUCUUGGGUGUUGGGUCUUUUGUUAUAUUUGGGGAUUAAAAGCUUACCCUAGUAUGUGUUGCAUUUGCAACGAAAUGAAACCAAAUUUUGAUAGUGUUUAAAAGGGUUGCCUACAAGAAGAGGUAGAGCUGAAUCCCAAUGUUAGUCUUACUCAGACAAGACCCAUUGACAGCAAGGGAUGUGACCAAUUUGGGUCCAUUCGUUUCAGUAGAUCUACUUUGAGUAGAACUCAACAAUUUGCUGUUACAGAGCUGCAUUCAGCUAAAUCGUUGCGCUCACAGAAGGCAGCGCAAGGAUUCCCGCUAGCAUAAUGGGAGUUUCCCCCUCUCCUCCCCUGUGUGGCCCCCACCCCAAAUCUUCCCCAGAGGGUUGAGAGAACCUCCCCAGAGCAGCAUACAGGGGCAAGGAGAGGGGGGAAUGCAUUCCAUCGGGCCAGCAGAAAUGCUUGCGCUGACAGAAUGGUUUCCUUAGCGAUAUGUUGAAUAUAACCUAGGUAGUCUUUAAGCAUGAUGCUAUGCCCCUCAACUGAGAUUCUUUUAAGAGCACCCUCUUUUGCAAUGCACCUCUGUUGGGCGCUGCUGAUGGGAGCUAUCCCGGAAGGUAUGUUUGUCUAAAAAAUUCCCUCUCCGCCAUGCUCUAGCAGGGAAACUCCAGCCUUGAUCUUAAAUUGGAAGAAGUGAUAUUUAAGAGAAGUCCCCCCCCCCCGCAUUUCUACCCUCACAGGAGACUUUACGUAGACCCUCUAGUAACUUUGGGCAUUGUCCCAAACCAUCAAAAUGCUUGAUCUAGCUUUGUAAAGCUUUUGGCAAGUCACAUUUGGGGUUGCGCCAGCCUCUCUGCACCCAGCGCCUGUGCGCCAUGUUUGAUGGCGGGGAGGCUGGAGCGAUAAAACAUUAGCUUGAUAGCUUCCCAAGGGAAGCGCUGGAAUCUUUUAAGGUAAAUUUGGGAGGCAGAGUGGGGAGAGUUCUUAUCCCUUUCAUAUCUUUAGGGUUAGCGUUUGGCCUUCAUGAGCACCUCAGGUUAGGGGGUUUGUACUUCACUCCAUGGGGGGGGGUGCAAACACGCCAAGAACUUUGGGGAUUCUUAUUGAUGGAAGGGCAAAAUGUGUUGGCAGUGUUGGGGAUGUUUUGCCAAAAUAAAAUAAAGUUGGCAAUGCAGAGGAGGCAUGCUUUGACUUCAAGUGACCUCUCCCUCUUCUUGUGGGGUGAAGUACAGAUCCUUCAGUGUCCCCCUUUUUCUCCUCUUCCCCCCCCCCGUCUUUCCAGCCAUUCCUCUGACCCCUUGUUGGUACUUAAGUAUGUAUGUGGAGGUCACCCGCGUACGCAGAAGAUGUCAAACCCCUUGUGCAAAAACAAGCCAGUCCUGGCCAAUGCACUGAAACAAAAGUGGUUUUCCCCCCCCAAUUAAUGCCCACCUCUUUUACACCACCUAACUGAAAUUUAAAAGGUAUUGGUUUGGAUCAAGACGAGGUUGGUGGUCCAAGCGGUCUUCUGUGGUAACCAUUUGAAUCACGCUUUCCCCCCCAAGUGUAGAAGUAGCAGUCUAGAUCAUGCAGAGGCUGCGUCAGGUUUCUCGAAAGCAUUGCUCCCUCUAAGCUAAAGAACCAAGGGCACCUUUUUAGCCAUUUCAGAAAUUUCUAAAUGCACAGGUUCGUUUUUUUAAAAAAAAGGAGAGAGAGAGAGAGAUUGAAGUCCUUUGUUUUUGAAGCACUUUUUAGAUUUCUUUUUUAAUUUAAAUGUUUCUUUUUUUAAAAAAAGGUGAACUGUUUUGGCCGAAUGUAAUUGAACAGGGAGUGUGUGUGUUUGUGAGACAAGUGUGAGGGGAGGAGGGAAAAACGGGUUGGGUGGGAAGAGAUGGAUGUUUUAUUUAAUAAAGAAAAAAGCAAUAAAACCCACAAAAAUAUAUAUAUACAAAAGUUCAGAAACAAAGAAGUCUUAGCACUUUCCAAUGGAACGGGUACUUUGAAAUCACUUUAUCUUAAUUUAAAAGAAAUAUCUAUCUAUAUAUAUAUGAAAGAAAGAAACAAAUAUGUUUACACGUUGAAACCAUCUUCUACAGAAAGAAAUUUAUUGUUGUUUGUUGUUUUUAUUAAGAUAAUUCCUAAAAUCGAAUUUAUUUUUGUAAGAGAAAAGCAAAACAAAUGUAUAUAUCUUAUCUAUCUUAUCUAUAUAUUUGAGAGCGAGCGAGACAUAAAUGAAAUCCACCAUUUUGGUUUGUGGAUUGAGACAGAAACAAAAAUUAAUAAAAAUGGGAGGACUGAACUUAAUUAGAUUCUGUGACACAGCAAAAUUUAGAGAAAAAGCCCUCGGAAGUGAUUUGCACUUCGAAAAACAUAAAAUAUAAAAAAUGGAAGCUUGAAUUUUAGGCAGGAAUCAUUGGGUUAUUUUUGUGUAUGGUUUUUCUCCCCUCUUUCAAUUUUUUUUUUUUAAGUGUCUAUUGCCGGUGCUGGCUUGUAUGUUUUCUGACUGGUUUUUCCAUCAUCCAGCCGCAACAUCAGUCCUGGGACCACCUUUAUCCGAAAGUCGGUUUCGACAACUUGGCUGCCUCCCAAGAAGCCUGAUUUAUUUUUCACGGGGUUUGCGGGAUGGAACGUGGCAGAGGGGCGUCUGAUGGGGGCGUUGAGCAAGACCCCCUCGGUUCGUGUUGGCUUGCCUUCAAACCGCUCUGUCUCUGGGUGAUUGCGUAUGUCGCCUGACGGUGAGAUUUGGAGAGUGGCGACAAGGCGAAUCUCUUCUUGGGUCACCCAAAACUCAAGAUUGAACACAACAAGCUUUUUAACCUCAUUUGGUCCCUUGGUGCAUGUACCAUUUAAAGUCCUCUUCACCUCUAACCCCCCGCAUGCUUUUCUGGUCAGGCUAUUUCCCUCUCCUUGGGAGAAAUGGGGUUCUGAUCCUUUAUAGCAAAUUAAGGCUGAGGUGAUGGUGCGUGAGGAGAAGAAUCCGUUUUUCUGAACAUCGGUAGAGGUGCGUCUGGUGUCUAGGAGACAGAUCGGAAAAAAGUAGACAUGUACCUUACUGCUCCAAAAAAACACUACCCCACUUUGAGAGCCUGGGGAUGGGGGAAGAGGGAGGCCACGUUUUAACAGUGGGAAAAGAUUGGUUCACAAAAGUUGGUUCUCAGAAGGUAGCAUUCAGUGUACCCACUGCUGAGCGACCUCUGUGAGAGACGACGCAUAUCCCGGUUUCGUAGUUUGGGACUGGCCAGAUGAGGGCAGCUGCUGACCCGGAAGGAUUUUGGCAAAGCCAAGGAUUGGGAGUAGAUCCUUUUUAAACCGCUGAUCUAGAUUGCCCAGAUCUUGCAAAUUUUGAACGAUGCAUUUCUAGCCAAAAUUUCUCCCUGCAAAUCCAAUGGCUUGAAAUAUACAUCUCUGUGUGUACACAUUUGGUCAUCAAACGCCACGCUCUUGGACCUUUCCUCUUCCUCCUUUACCUACCCAGCCUAUUCGGAGAAAGCUGAAGGUGGUCCCAGCACUUGGAUGGAUGUGGCCCCAUCACCCCCCCCUCCUUUCUCACUUCCAUAGAGAUCCUCGGCUUGAGCACUGACUUUAAAACGAUUGCAUAUGCAAAACCUAGUGUGGACUUUGUAAAUAGAUAGAGACAUGAGAUUCUUUUAUUGUAAUCAAAAGUUGUGGUAUCUCUACCAGUUCGUUUUACACCUUCUGUUUCCAUGACUGUUUAUGUUUUGUGUGUAUUUUGUUCCCUCCCCCCCUUUUUAUCUCAAUCUCUGCCACCUAACAACCAAUCAGUACUCAGUAUUCCCUUCCCACCCAUUUCACUCUCCGAUCGAUCGUGGACAGUUAAAAACAUUUGGUUCUUGCGGGGGGGCCCUUCAAAGCCAGGGAGUUUUCUUAUUGUGGAGACAAGGCAAAAGUUUUGUUUUAACACUGUAGAUCUGGUAAGAAAAAGCAGCCAGACCCUUUCUCACCCGCUCAAUCCUCCCCCAGGCAUAAGAUUGCCUCCGGUAUACGUCAACACCAGUUUAUCCUGAAGGGGGUUGUCCUCUGCCAAGGAAAUGGCAAAAGUCCGAGUGGAGUGGAGCAUGGCACUGUGACCAACUUGUUUUCUUGACUCAGAACCGCUGUUCCUUGGCCAGGGAAGUCCCACCGUCACCCUCAAUCCAUACCGGUGUUUUAUGCUGUGACUCCCCACGGAAUCGAGGAGGGCCUUGUAUUCCAAAUUGGCUGCACCCUGACUCUCCAAGGCCACCGUAGAUUUUGCCCGUCUAACAACGCGGUAUGAAGCCAUCGACUGCCUCCAAGCAUGCAUGUUCAACUUCCUCUCAUCCCUCCAUCUCCCAUUUUUCUAGAGUUUCUCCCCUCAGUCUCUGCACAGCUUGCCGGCUGGUUUGGGGUUCCCAUUGCGGGCACAUCGGUACUACCAAUUUAAGCUGGUUUUAACAGUCCCGCUGUCUCCCCCCCCCCCAAGGAAUCCUGUGAAGUGUAAUGGAGUUCUGUCAGGGGGAAGGGCUAAACAGGGAAGAGAAUUCUCAGCACCCUCUUCAAACUACCAUUCACAGCAUUGUUUGGGAGAGAGUCAGAUAGGUAUACUGGCUGCAAAUUGUUUUUUUAAAUUGUGCAGACCUGUCCCUUUUUUUUGUUUCUGAACAGAGAUACUGCACCUUCUUUAUGAUGAGUUCCAUAACCCCCCCCCCCAAGGGUGGGUGUGGAUUGGGGAAUGAAAUCUGAUGCAGGAUACUUGGAGUGCUGCUAAGCUUCAAGCAUCAGCGCUGGCAACACUUUAACACAAGCCUUUGAUGUGUUUGCACUAGAAAAAUAAGAGAGAGAAAUUAUGUACCUUUUCCGUGCAGGGAGGCCCUUACCUCUGAAUACAUUUUGCCUUAACCUUCUAAUUCCCCUUUGAGCAAAUGAUCGCACACAAACACAACCACACACACAGGAUAUCUCUUUGCAUGCAGGUUCCAACUCUUCGAAUCACAUACUGUAUAUAAGAUGUUUGAUUUUUUAAAAAUUAUGAUUAUUGUUUUUUAUUUUGUUGGGUUUUUUUUUUUUUAAAUGCAGGUUGUGAUAAAGUGUUGCCAAAGAAACUAUUAAUGAUUACCAUAUUUCAGGAAAAAGGAAAGGGGAAAAAACGCUUCUAAAUGACAUCACCCUCACAAAAAUACAGAUGCAAACAUGUUUUCCUUACUGGCUGGUGUUUUUUUUGUUUUAAUUAUGCAUCCAAAAACGAAUUUGUCAACGUCAUUUUCGGUCAACUGGUUGAAGCUGUAUUUGUCAAGAGUAUGUGGGUCCUCUCUGUCAGUUUCUUCCAGGCAUUGUUGACAAGUCCAUUCUGCCCCCGACUUCCAGUAAUUGGAGUUUUGGACAACAUGGGGGUGUUUUUUGGGAGGAGGAAAAAUACAUGUGGGGGCAGCUGGGUAGGGAGAGAUCUUUGGAGAGGAGUGGAUUCCACUGGGGGGGGGGAAUUAAGAAAAGCUUCCAUCAAAAGACUGUUGGCACGAUCGAUGACGUUGGGGGGUUUUGAUCUGAGAAGGGAGAGCUUUUUGGCUCAGCAGCCCGGGGUUGACAGAGGUGGGAUGCAAUUUUCUGACGGCCUACCUGAGAUCCUGACUGAGACGGACACACAAACUCAAAGGUUGCCUUUGCUCUUUGGAUCUUUCUGUUUGCUGUUGUUUUCCCUCUUGCCUUCUGUAAGCUGCUCCCUUGACGAUUCUUCUGCAAGUGCGUAUUUUUCCCCACCAUCUUCGUGGAUGGAAAGAGGGCUUCACGGAUGGGCGGGAGAGCCGUGUGGUCAACAUCCAACAGAGGGACAGAGAGGGAAGGCAGUCUGUUCCCCCCCCCUCGGGCAACACGGUGAGAUCAGGAAUGGCAGAUUCCUCAGGCAUCCUGCUAUUAAUCUUAUAAUAAAUUCUUAACUCUUGUUGCAUAGAUCUUUGGGCUAGCAGUGGCAAAGCAUGGGGUUGUAAUCUUUGCAAGUGGGGAAUGCAUUCAUCAUGGGAUAUCUUCUUGCAUCCCAGAGUUAGCAGUUGGCAGAAGCGCAUUGACGUGAAGCCAGGGCAUGUUACAAUCUUUCCUGCUAUUGCUGCUAUUGCUCUCACCGUGAACUCGCCAGCAACCUGGCUCUUGAAGUGUCCCAUCUUUCCAAAAGAGCCAGUGGCAGUGAGAUCUUUUAGGAACCUCUUGGAAAAGACGAGAGAGGGAGCUGAGGCCAGGCAACACUGGUGUUUGGCCACCUUGGCUGCUGAUUCUCACACACGGAGGAGAAGCAGUUCUCAGAUUGCUCUUGGCCAACGAGUCAGCCAAGACUUUUUGCCUGCAACCGCUGGGCUGUCAUCUUGUAUUUUAGAAGAGGUCUUGAUUUGACUGAAGUGGUGUCUGUGUACUGCUUCACACCUACCCUCCUUCUCCUCAGCCCAAUCCCACAAAAAAUAAAUAAAAUAAAAAUAGCCUUAACCAGAAAAGGAAGAGACUGCAUCUUGAAAACGUUUAGGAUGCUCCUCCUUUGCACUAAAGCUGACCCGUUGGGUUCAAUGGGUAAUAUUGUUUUGUUGCACUUUUAAAAGAAAAAGCUUUUGAAGAUGUGUUGGCAACUUGUUUUCAAGGGCGAAAUAGGGCAGAGGCUUUGAGCAUGAUUUUUUUGGGGGGGAGUGCAAGUUAGAUGUAUGGAAAGGCCUUGACGUUUGUUGAGAGGGAUUUCCUACUGUGUAUCCUUUAGGACUGAUUCUCUUCAUUCUCUGUUCUGCACCCUCGACAUUUCAUGAAGAGUUGUAGGAAGUAGCUACUUGGGGAGGAUCUUGCCAUCGGUGGCGAAGACAGCCCGGAAGUUGGGGGGAACGAUCGAGAAUCUUCCGUGCUUCUAUGAGUUCUUUCAUUAGGCUGAUCUCAUUUGUUCCUCUCCUGUGACUUGGUUGACGCCAUCAGGAAAGGCAUGUUGCAAUUCUUCAGUGUGACUGAUACCAGAAUCUUUCUCUCUCUCUCUCUCAAAAUCUCUUGCUGCUCCCCAAGUUUUAAGGCUGCUUGCAAAUCUUUAAUCCAGUCGCCCCGUAAUCAGACCUCUUUUGUUCCCUCUGUCUUUCUGUAACCGAUCAAGCAGCCCCACUCUGCUAUUGAAAAUGAAUCUAUAGAUCUAUUUAUGUUUUCAACAGAUGCCGAAAGUUUUAGUUCAGUUUAAGAGGGAGACCUACAGUGUUGAUGAUGCUGUGGGGUGUUUUUUUAAAGAUCUUUUUUAAAAGAGCAUUUAGCUAGUUGUUCACGUUAGGUUCUGUUGGUGGGUACCCCGCUGAAAGUUUCUUUUUUAUAUGAUUGCUUUGCUAAAGAGAGUCAUUGUGUAACAGAACUUCCCCUCACUCUUGUCCCCCUGUGAGACCCAAACCCACAAACCCAAACCUGCUCCAGAGGGUUAGGAGAACCUCAGAGUAGAUUUGGGGACACACAGGGGGAGGAGAGGAGGAGGUGUGUUGUAUUGCACAAACAGAAGGCAUCCCAUUUGCACAAUGACUUAAUUGGAUCCAACCCUAUAUGGAUAAUAUAUGGGGGGUGGACACACACAGACACACACACAGAGUUUAAACUUUUUUCUGGAAGUGGUUUUCAAACUAUUUGUUCUCUCAACCAGGCACCAAAUUGUUCUGAUGCUCUCAGGGGUGGGGAACCGGUGGUCUUCCGAAUGUAGUUGAGACCCCAAAUCUCAGCCGCCGACACGGCCAAGGAUCAGGCAUGAUGGGAGAUGUCGCCCUCCCCAAAAAAGUCUGGUAGGGCCGAAAGCUCCCCAUCCUUGUAAAUACACAAAAGAAAACGGGAAGGUGGCAUUGGAAGGGGGCACUUCUUUUUUUAUUGUCAUCGUUUUUACCUAUAAAGAGAAUAAUCUAGCCAGAGCACUCAAAACUCAACUUUUUAAAGACAAACAUACCAACAAACCUUUCAGUGACUAAUUUACUGUUGUCAAACGAGGUGAGGGAAAAGCACAGAAAGACAUUCCAUAGAUUGUAUGUUUUGAUAAUUUGUUUGUUAGGAGAAGCAGGAAAAAAAAGUCAGGAAAUGAAAAUAUAUAUAUAUAGAUAUAGAUACAGAUAUAUAAAUAUAUAAUAUAAAAUGCACUUUUUUGCGGGGAGGGGGCUUUAAAAAUAAAUAUAUGAUUAGAA
This is a messenger RNA of Rhineura floridana, 11515 nucleotides long. RefSeq names its product zinc finger and BTB domain containing 7A (gene ZBTB7A). The record is from RefSeq and is a predicted model, not a curated record. The transcript has 3 exons. Gene Ontology annotation, biological process: regulation of transcription by RNA polymerase II. Lineage: Eukaryota; Metazoa; Chordata; Lepidosauria; Squamata; Rhineuridae. Bases 477 to 2141 code for a protein of 554 amino acids. Gene Ontology annotation, molecular function: DNA-binding transcription factor activity, RNA polymerase II-specific; protein binding; RNA polymerase II cis-regulatory region sequence-specific DNA binding.